Messenger RNA from Spea bombifrons (plains spadefoot toad), 502 nucleotides. RefSeq names its product ATP synthase membrane subunit g (gene ATP5MG). Gene Ontology annotation, molecular function: proton transmembrane transporter activity. The transcript is spliced from 3 exons. Gene Ontology annotation, biological process: proton motive force-driven ATP synthesis. NCBI's taxonomy places the organism in Eukaryota, Metazoa, Chordata, Amphibia, Anura, Pelobatidae. Bases 95 to 418 code for a protein of 107 amino acids. The record is from RefSeq and is a predicted model, not a curated record.
GCGUCUCGUUUGUUUUUGGCCCGUAGGUCACUUUCCCAUCUCAGUGCGCUCCCAAGCUCAGUAGUGCUGUAGAUCCCGGUAAUCCACUAUCAGUAUGGCUCAGGCAGCUCAGAAACUCGUCAAAGCGGUCGCCACGAAGACCCCACAGCUAGUGAGCGCUGCUGUCAGCUUCUCAAGGCCGCGUCUUGCCACGUUCUGGUACUACGCCCGAGUUGAACUCGCCCCACCAACUCCAGCGGAGAUCCCAAAAGCCAUUGAGAGCAUGAAGGGACUGGUGAAAUCAUUCCAGAGCGGCCGUUUGUCUGAGCUCACCGUCCGGGAUGCCUUGAGGAACGGUUUAGUGGCCACUGAGGUCCUUAUGUGGUUUUACAUCGGAGAGUGCAUUGGGAAGGGAGGUCUGGUGGGGUACAACGUCUAAGACAUUUACCGAUUUCCCUCAUAUGUGAGGCUGUAUAUUUUGAAGCGAAACCCAUGGACUCAAAUAAACAGAAGAGUGACAUAA